Molecule: messenger RNA, 3645 nt
Organism: Notothenia coriiceps (black rockcod)
Lineage: Eukaryota; Metazoa; Chordata; Actinopteri; Perciformes; Nototheniidae
Gene: slc6a3
Product: solute carrier family 6 member 3
Exons: 16
Coding region: 330-2153 (607 amino acids)
Biological process (GO): sodium ion transmembrane transport; amino acid transport; nitrogen compound transport
Cellular component (GO): plasma membrane
Source: RefSeq, a predicted model, not a curated record
AUACCAGACCACAGGGUACUCUGGAUUCUGUGUGUCUGUCACUGGAUCCACAGAGGGUGGGAGGGCUUUAUCCUCAUCUCUUGUCUUACUGUGACUCUCUUACUCUCUUUAUUUCUUCAAAACAUUUUGCCUUAAUCUUGGUCCAAGUCUAACUCAUCAAGGGCGGUCCACUUAAAUGUGGUCAGCAUCUGUUUGCAGCGCACAGAGGAACAUCAGCACAUCUGGAAUUAAACUGUCCAAACUGACGUACGGAGGAGUGUUUACCUGUCAAAUUUCAAAGCCACAGCUACCUUCCUUCCUCCUCAGUGACCACCAGCACUGUCGGCCUGAUGUCUUCGGUUGUGGCCCCAGAAAAGCCCGCCUCAAACACCAUGGGCCCCAAAGAGGUGGAGCUGAUUCUGGUGAAGGAGCAAAAUGGGGUUCAGUUCACCUCUUCCACCUUAGUAGGUCCGACUCCUCCUCAGACCAACCCCAGUGGGGAGGAGAGGGAGACCUGGGGGAAGAAGAUCGACUUCCUCCUGUCUGUGAUCGGAUUUGCCGUGGACCUCGCCAACGUCUGGAGAUUCCCCUACCUCUGCUAUAAGAAUGGAGGAGGUGCGUUCCUGGUGCCAUACAUGUUCUUCAUGUUGAUAGCUGGCAUGCCUCUUUUCUACAUGGAGCUGGCUCUGGGACAGUAUAACAGAGAGGGGGCAGCAGGCGUCUGGAAGAUCUGUCCAAUAUUUAAAGGUGUAGGCUUCACGGUGAUCCUCAUUUCCCUGUACGUUGGUUUCUACUAUAAUGUCAUCAUCUCCUGGGCGCUCUUCUAUCUCUUCUCCUCGUUCACCAGCGAGCUGCCGUGGGUCCACUGCAACAACAGUUGGAACAGUCCAAACUGCUCUGACUGGGCUGACAACAGCUCAGUCAGCGACAUUUACAAGUCCACCCCUGCUCAGGAAUACUUUGAACGAGGGGUGCUCCACAUCCAGGACAGUAAUGGUAUUGAUAAUCUGGGCCGUCCACGCUGGCAGUUGACUUCCUGUCUAGGUGUAGUGAUUGUUCUGCUCUACUUCAGUCUCUGGAAGGGCGUCAAAACUUCUGGAAAGGUUGUGUGGAUCACAGCCACGAUGCCCUAUGUGGUCUUGACUGUGCUGCUGAUCCGCGGAGUCACUCUGCCUGGAGCCAUCGAUGGCAUUAAGGCCUACCUCUCCGUGGACUUCUUGAAGCUGUGUGAUGCCCAGGUCUGGAUCGACGCAGCGACACAGAUCUGUUUUUCUCUGGGAGUGGGGUUUGGUGUGCUAAUUGCCUUUUCCAGCUACAACAAAUUCAGCAACAACUGUUACAGAGACGCCAUCAUCACCAGUUCUAUCAACUCUCUAACCAGUUUCUUCUCCGGAUUUGUGGUCUUCUCCUUCCUUGGGUACCUGUCCCAAAAGCACAAUGUAGCCCUGGACAAAGUUGCCAGAGACGGUGCUGGUUUGGUUUUUGUAAUUUACCCAGAAGCCAUUGCAACACUACCUGGAUCAUCAGUGUGGGCGGUCAUCUUCUUCAUCAUGCUGUUAUCACUGGGCAUCGACAGUGCAAUGGGUGGUAUGGAGUCGGUGAUCACGGGGCUGAUGGAUGAGUUUAAAUGCCUCCACAAGCACAGAGAGCUGUUCACCCUCUUCAUUGUUGUUUCCACAUUCCUCAUAUCCCUCUUCUGUGUUACAAAUGGUGGGAUGUAUGUGUUCACUCUGCUGGACCACUUUGCAGCAGGAACAUCGAUUCUCUUUGGAGUGCUUAUUGAAGCCAUUGGCAUCGCAUGGUUUUACGGAGUGGACAGAUUCAGUGAUGACAUUGAGGAGAUGAUUGGCCAUCGACCAGGCCUGUACUGGAGACUGUGCUGGAAGUUUGUCAGCCCCUGCUUCCUCCUGUUUAUGGUGGUGAUUAGCUUUGCCACAUUCAACCCUCCAAGUUACGGUACCUACACGUUUCCUCCAUGGGCGAACAUGGUGGGGUGGUGUCUUGCCAUUUCCUCAAUGUCCAUGGUGCCUCUCUAUGCCAUCUACAAACUCUGCAUAGUGCGUGGAAAGUUCUGCAAUAGACUAGCUUAUGCCAUCACCCCAGAGACAGAGCAUCACUUGGUAGACAACGGGGAAGUUCGGCAGUUCACACUGAAACACUGGUUGGUGGUCUGAACAGUAGAGGGGGAGAGAAAGAUGAAGAGAGUGAAAGAAUGAGAGAGUGGACAUUGGGUGGAUGGAUGCGAGCACAGCAAAGGUCUGAAGAACUGAGAAGAAUAAAGAAAUUGCCAUUGAAAUUGAUCACAAUGGUGGUGGUGGGAGCAGUUUAAAAUUGCCGACAGAAAACCCAUACACAUUGUAGUGUACUUUAAUUUAAACAUUGGAUAUGUGAAGCUGUGCAUUAAACCUCACUACCAUUGAGUCGACUCUUGUGAAUGGGAUUCAGUCAAACAGGUAAUGCAGUGUUCAGACUGCUUCCUCCAUAAAUACAAAACUCUUCCUGAAUGGAUUUUGAAUUGUAUUUGUCUGAGGCAAGAUGAACAUUACAAAUAUUAAAAAUGCCAUUCAUGGUAUUAGAAUGAAAAUGUUGAGUUACGCACAUUUGAAAUAGUUUGUUAUGGUUAUUUUCACAUUUUUUAUUUGUUUAAUGUUGAUUCAUUGAUUCGGAAUCUGACCAAUACGCAAAUUGUAUUUCUUUUAGAUCAGAAAUGUUAUACCUUCCACUGUUUUCACUUAAUCCCAGUCCAUGUCAAUGUAUUGUUUAUUAUCUUUAUUUAUGUACUUGCUCUUAUUGAAGACUGUUAUAAUACAUGUGAUUCCUGUAGACUCUGAAAAAAGACACUUACAUUUGUUUACAUCAAAAACAAUGUACGUGAAGGAAAAGUUGCUACAGCAAAUGCUAUUAAUUACAAAUGAAUAAACUAAAACUAUGUCUGAUAAAACAAUACCUGAGCCUUCUCACUGAAGACUCAUCAUUUAAAAACUAAUAGCAUUGAUUUUUUGGUGAAAAGGUCAGCUCCUCUUACAGUAUUCAUUCUUUAGAUGGACCAACACACACACAAUUCUACCAAGAGGAAUUGGUUUUGUCAAGUGUUGGUUUUUUGUAGCAUAUCAUUAAAUCUCUAGGUGAAUAAAUAAAUAAACAACUUUAAACAGCCUAAAAAAUGUAUCAGCCACAUUGCUAAUUUAAUCAACCAAAGACUGAAAUCAUGUAUUUUAUUUUAAUCAGUAGACCGCUUGAUUGUUACUUUUAUCACAACAGUUCAAUCUAUUUUCCCAAUUAUACAUAAUUAGUGUCAAAGCAGAUUUCAUUUGAAUUUAUUUGAAAAAUGUUGUAUGAUUUUAUCCCCCAAAGUUCCAGGUGGUGAUUUAAAGCUAUAACCAUCACAUUUUCAGAAAGCAUAAAGCUUUAAUUGUAUGGGUGUUUCAAGACUGUUUUGACGAGCUUCUUUUUAUUGAACUGCAGAUAAAUAUUGUGUAAUGUAAUAUAUGAAGUAAUAAAGUUAUAUAUCUAUGUGAGUAAAUGUAAUGUAGAGGGGCUUGUAUCGUAUUGUACUGUAUGAUAUUGAAUAACAAGACCAACAAGAUUAUAUAGAUAUAUGGAUUAAUAAUAUGUGAAUGUGGAGUUAGACAUUUUAACCUUAAGGAUUUUGAUGAGGAUUACUUG